ACAUGUGAAUUGUGCAUUCAGUGCGAAACCGCGCUUGCAACGAAACGGUCGGACUAAAGCCAAGCAGUAAUACGACAACUAAACGCUGGUCGAUAUACGAAAGCAAUUCAAUUAUUCUCUAAAGUUUGAGUCUUCAAUAAAAUUACUUAUCAACGUAGACUGACGCUAAUUGCCGAGAUGCGGUUGCUUCCGUUGGCAGCGCUGCUGUUAUUGUGUUUCACGCUAACUUCUGCAGUGCCACUGCCUGCGCAAGAUGAGUCCUCAUCGGGGGCAAGCGAGGAGAGUGCGGAGCAGAAGCAUUUCAACUUGGAGUCUAACGCUGAUUCAGUUGAAGAAAUAGGCGCUGUUGACAGAGAGUCAGAUGAAAGUCAAUUUGGUGAUAAACUAUUAAAAAAACGGUCACCGGAUGCAAUUCCUGAUGUAGACCUGUGUAACCACUACCAACAUGGCAAAGAUAGUUACGAAGUUAAAAGUGAAGAUGCAUAUGAACGUUAUUACCACAUCGAGAAGCCACUAGACAGUGAAAUUCGUAGAAAGCGGCAGCCUGUUGAUGACAACAGUUCGUCACAGGAAAAUUCUUCAGAAGAAAAAGGCAAACUAGGCGCUGCAGGAGCGAGCGAGGGAGAAGGUGCUAAAGGAGCCGACGCAGAGCGUAGAAAACGCAAAGUCGACGACAGUUCAUCAGAGGAAGAUUCUUCAGAGGAAAAAGGUAAAUCAGGCGCUGCUGGAGCGAGCGAGGGAGAAGGUGCUAAGGGAGCAAAUGGAGCGCGUAGAAAGCGCAAAGCUGAUGACAGCUCAUCUGAGGAGAAUUCCUCGGAAGAGAAAAGCAAACUAGCCGCAGCAGGAGCGAGCGAGGGAGAAGGUGCUAAGGGAGCCGACGGAGCGCGUAGAAAACGAAAAGCCGACGACAGCUCCUCAGAGGAGAAUUCCUCAGAAGAGAAAGGCAAGCCAGGCGCAGCUGGAGCGAGCGAAGGGGAAGGUGCAAAAGGAGCAGAUGGAGCGCGUAGGAAACGAAAAGCCGACGACAGCUCCUCAGAGGAGAAUUCCUCAGAAGAGAAAGGCAAGCCAGGCGCAGCUGGAGCGAGCGAAGGGGAAGGUGCAAAAGGAGCAGAUGGAGCGCGUAGGAAACGAAAAGCCGACGACAGCUCCUCAGAGGAGAAUUCCUCAGAAGAGAAAGGCCACAAGCCAGGCGCAGCUGGAGCGAGCGAGGGCGAAGGUGCUAAGGGAGCCGACGGAGCGCGUAGAAAACGCAAAGCCGACGACAGCUCCUCAGAGGAGAAUUCCUCAGAAGAGAAAGGCAAGCCAGGCGCAGCUGGAGCGAGCGAAGGGGAAGGUGCAAAAGGAGCAGAUGGAGCGCGUAGGAAACGAAAAGCCGACGACAGCUCCUCAGAGGAGAAUUCCUCAGAAGAGAAAGGCAACAAGCCAGGCGCAGCUGGAGCGAGCGAGGGCGAAGGUGCAAAAGGAGCCGACGGAGCGCGUAGAAAACGCAAAGCCGACGACAGCUCCUCAGAGGAGAAUUCCUCAGAAGAGAAAGGCAACAAGCCAGGCGCAGCUGGAGCGAGCGAGGGGGAAGGUGCAAAAGGAGCCGACGGAGCGCGUAGAAAACGCAAAGUCGACAAAAAUACAGUUUCAGUAGAAACAGAUAGUGUCGUCUAUGGCUUAGACUCUGAGGAAAACAGGGAGUACAAUGAAGUGAGUGGAUUAAAAAAGGAUUCAUCUUUAGAGGAUUACGUACAGGGUUGUGAGGUGAUGGACGUGGACUCCGAUGAAGCUAACGAGACGACCUACUUCGAAGAUAGACGAAAACGUUCAGUGGAGAGCAAAGAAAGUGCCGAAUUAGUUAAAAGUGCUGCAAUUGAUUCUGAACAAAGUAAUAAAGAUGACACAAGCGAAGCAAGCGAUGAGAAACGAGAAGACGGAAGCGAGUCCUCUGAAGUAUCAGAUAUAAAUGCUUUAAUUCUAGAAAGACGACGACGUGCGGUUAUAUCUAGUGAAGAGGCUGUGAAAGUAAGCGCUAAAAAAGGCGAGAAUGAUGCUGAGAAAUCCGAAAGCUGCGGCUGCGGCAAAUCCAAACGUGCCAUCGAAAACUCAAACGAGUCGAAAAGUAACGAAGACAACAAGCAAAGUGACAAAAAGUCAGCCGGCUGUGGUUGCAGUGCAAAACCUAAAAACUCUGAAGAAGCAUAAGGCAGAAACUAUAAGCGAGACGUUAAGGCCCGACAAAAUGUGUGAAAAACGAAAGAAACUAUGAGCAGGCCACCAUUUGGGGCCGAAACGAUUUGCUGCGUUUUAAAUUCAGUUGAUUCUCUAUGUCUUAAAUUCUUUGUAGUUCUUUGUAGUUUUUUGUAAAAUAAUAAAUUAUGUGUCUUAACUAA
Anastrepha obliqua is the source of this 2375-nucleotide messenger RNA. RefSeq names its product dentin matrix acidic phosphoprotein 1. The transcript has a single exon. NCBI's taxonomy places the organism in Eukaryota, Metazoa, Arthropoda, Insecta, Diptera, Tephritidae. The record is from RefSeq and is a predicted model, not a curated record. The coding region runs from base 178 to 2187 and encodes 669 amino acids.